Molecule: messenger RNA, 2283 nt
Organism: Rotaria sp. Silwood1
Lineage: Eukaryota; Metazoa; Rotifera; Eurotatoria; Philodinida; Philodinidae
Source: the annotation of a GenBank genome assembly
AUGAAAAUAGCUGUUGUCGGUCUAGGUGGAACAGGUAGUGCAGCACUUCGUUUUCUUGCACGUUCCGGUCAUAAUGCUAUUGGUUAUGAACAAUUUCAUAUUGGUCAUGAACAUGGUAGUUCUCAUGGAGAAUCACGAAUAAUUCGUUAUACUUAUCCGGAUGUGUUAUUUACUCAAAUGAUGAGUGAUGCAUAUGAAUUAUGGUUUGAAUUAGAAAAAGAAGCCGAAGAACAAUUAUUAGUUCAAUGUGGUGGUCUUUAUUUUGGUGCUAAUAAUGAUCCAAAUAUUUUAGCUACAGAACGUGCAUUAAUUGAAGCUAAUUUACCUUUUGAACGAUUAAAUGCUGAACAAGUAAAAGAAAAACAUCCAGCUUUUCAUUUAUAUGCAAAUGAAACAGCUAUUUAUCAAAAAGAUAGUGGAUUUUUACGUGCAACACGAUGUGUAGAAGCAAAUAUUCGUUUAGCUAAAAAAUAUGGUGCAAUAGUUCAUGAAAAUACAAAAGUUCAAGAAGUAUAUACAAAAAAUGAUAAAACAUUUAUUCAAUCAUCUCUAGGUGAAGAAGAAUACGAUCGUGUGAUUGUAACUGCAGGUCCAUGGAUGAGUUCUUUAUUUAAAUCUUUAAAUUUACCAUUAGUUCCAACUCGACAACAGAUUGUCUAUCUUAAUAUAAAUGAUCAUGAUGAAUAUUUUCAAGCAAAUGGAACAUUUCCUGUAUGGAUUGAUACAACAGAUAAUCUUUAUGGUUUUCCAAGUGAUGGUCAAAUAAGUGGAAUUAAAUUAGCAUUUCAUCAUUGUGGUUCAGUUAUAUCUGAUCUAGAUGCGGAAAGAGCUCCAGUUGAUGAAAAUUAUAUAAAAGAAAUAUGUUGUUAUGCUAAAAAACGUUUUCCAAAUUUAGGUUCUAAUGUGACUCAUAGUCAAACAUGUGUUUAUACAAAUACGCCUAAUGAAGAUUUUAUUAUUGACCGUGUAACAAAUCAACCAAAUGUAUUUUUAGUUAGUGGUUGUUCUGGACAUGGUUUUAAAUUUACAGUUUUUGAUUCUAAUCGGAUUCAAUUUGAUUUUCAAUGUCUACUUAUAUUAAUUUGUUUUGUUUUUUCAUGGCUUCUUAUUUAUUUAACAACAAAUGAUGAACUUUGUAAAGCAAUAUUUAUUCAAAAUUGUCUUAUAUCAACAUGGACAAUCAUAUAUUCAAUUCGAAUGAUUUUAUCACAUUCUUCAAAAUAUAGGUUUGCUUUUAUGAUCUUUCAAUGUACAGUGACAAUAAUUAAUGGUUCAGCAAUGCUUAUGAUGCUUUUUUAUGAAGAUUUUGGCUUAUGUUUAUUAUUAGUAUUUUCUCUAUUUUUGAGUAAAUCAAUAUUUAUUGCUGGUCCAACACUUUGUCCACAGACAUGUUCAUUUAUUGAAUGGUUAUUAAUAUCAAUGGGUUGUAGUGGAUUUUUUUUAUCAAUUAAUCUUCAUUGGUGGUCACAUUUUGAAGAUAUUAUUAAUCGUCCAAUUUAUACUCUUGAUUAUGUUGUUGUUUGUGAAUGUUUGCUUUUAUUUGGUAUGAUUGUAUCGAUUUUACAAAUAAUGCCAUGGUCAAAAAUUAUAAGCACUACGACACAAUUUUAUAUUUCAUUAAUAACAAUAUUUUUAUGUGUUUUUCUACCACAAGCAUAUUUUUUUCUAAAUCAAAACCCAUUUACAUGGUUAUUUAAUUAUAUUUUGAAUAAAUCACAUCGAGUUUAUUUAUUAUUAUUUUGGUUAAUUAUAUCAUUAGUUUCAUUAUUAAUUGUUAAUCUUCAUUUGAAAUUUACAACAAAUUUUAAUAUUAAACAUGAAAAAACAAUAAUAAGAAAAUAUUUUCAUUUUUUAGCUAUUAUUGUUUAUACAAGUGGAAUAGUAUUUGAUACAAAUUUAUUAAUUAUGUGUUCUAUUGCAUUUAUCGUUUUACUUUUAUUAUUAGAGUGUAUGAAAAUAAAAAACAUUCCCCCAUUAGGAAAUAUUAUACGUCAUGCAUGGAAUAUGUAUGAAGAUGAGAAAGAUACUGGAUCAAUGAUGGUUUCUCAUUUAUUUCUGAUUAUUGGUUUAUCUUAUCCAGUAUGGUUAGCUGAUGAUAGUAAACGUUUAGCACAAUUAAGUGGAAUUAUAAGUGUUGGAAUAGGUGAUUCAAUUGCAUCAAUUGUUGGAUCCAAAAUUGGUACUCAUAAAUGGCCAGGUACAAAACGAACUUUAGAAGGCUCAUUAGCUGGUUUAAUUGUGCAGUUCAUUUUUAUUGGUUGUAUGUGGUAUUUCAGUACGUAA